GUUAAUAAGAAAGAUGCAAGAUGUAUUAGUACCAGUGGCGUACCGCCAAUAUAGGCAGACCACGCCGUUGCUAUGGGGCCCGUGGCACAGGGGGGCCCGGAGCGCACGGAAGGCCCCGCCCACACUUAGUUAAUUAGGUAAUAUGCGGCGCAGCGGCACUUGUGUGUUCUUCCGAACCCCCUCCCCCCCGUCGGAGCCACUAGCCAAUCACUGACCUGAAGAAGCGAGACUCCGGGCUGCAUUUCACACUGGCCAAUCAGCGCAAAGAGGCUGCUGCUGAUUGGCCAUACAUACAGUCCAGUGAGGCGAUGCGGCGCAUGAUCCUCUGGAGUCCCUGCGCGUUGCUCACAUGUGCUGCCCGCCUGAAGUUAUCAGCACUGUCAGUGCAGUGGCAGACACCCCCCCUCCCUUCCCGGACUAAAGGACCGCUCCUGACCGGACCUGGGGCCGGUUUAUAUGGUUGGUUCAUCAUGUAGUAUGCAGCCAUCAAGGACUCAUAGGGAGCAAGAAGGGGGGAGGGGGGGGUUCUCAUAAAGGACAGUGUGCUUUCCUCCUACUUCCCCAUCCCCUGGGCAUUUUUGGGGGGCUUAUAGAGGACUCAGGGGGGGAGGCUCAUAUAUAUGUACAGAUGGUAAUAGCUGUACAUAUAUAAUCAUAUACAGGAGAUGCCCAGGUUACACAAGAAUGGCCCAUAUCACUAUAUACAAUAAUAUGUAUACGGUAUAACAUCUUGUAUAUAGUGAUAUGGAGCAUUGAGGUAUAACAUGGGGAUCUGCUGUAUAUAAUUAUAUAUGUACAUAUUGUAACGUAUAUGGUAUAAGUUACAGAUCUUUUGGUAUAUUAUAUAGCAGAAGAUGUAUAACUUAUACCAGCUGUACAUAUAUAAUUAUAUACAGGAGAUGCCCAGGUUAUACCAGCAUGCUCCAUAUCACUAUAUACAAGAAGAUGCAAUACCAUAUAAAUCUUCUUGUAUAUAGUGAUAUGGAGCAUGCUGGUAUAACCUGGGUAUCUCCUCCUGUAUAUAAUUAUAUAUGUACAGCUGGUAUAAGUAUUGCCCAGGCCAAUGCACUGCAGCCUUUCCCGCACUGGCUGUUCUAUUGCGCCCCCAUCUGCCUGCAGUUCUUCACCCUGUGUCUCCUCAACCUCUAUUUUUCACAGGGGCGUCUGACUGCUGACUUUUAUCAUCCGGGGAAAUGCUGUUCUGCUUGUGGCCGUCAGGGGGGCGAUGUUGUCGUCUUCCCCCUUCCUGUGAAUCCAGUUUUCAGAAACGUUCUUGUUUUGCAGAAGGAGCUGCAAUCUCACUAAUGCGAAGAGCACCGAAAAAUGAUAGCAAAAAGGGCAGCCCAUAAAUAAUGAAGAUUCGUAGGCAGAGGAGCAUAUAUUCGAUAUGGAGGCUUGAUUGACAUUUGGAUCGGUCCCAGCGGUUGCUGAGGGAGACCGUUGGGACUGGGGUGGACGGAGCGUUACUGGGAUGGCGGUCAGAUAUGAUGUCAGAGCGUACGUCUGGCUCUGCGCUGCUAACAGGAUAGGGAGUGCAGACCGUAUGAAUAGAUUCUAGAUCCGGAUUAUUGUCUGCAGGAUCGUCGCGGAGGCAUCUCCUGAGCCAGGCUUCACCACCAGAGAGCAGUUGAUCCUUUCUCCAAUCAAAAUGGAGAGAGAUCUUCACGAGGACAUCGGACUGUGCCAAGGACAUCUGUUACCAGAUCCAUAACUUGAAGCUGCUGAGCCCCAAGACAGAUUUUUCUGUAACAGGGCCUAUACCUAUCACAUAUCAUUUACAGUACUUGUCUCUUCAUAUGGGGCAGAGGGACCUUUAGUACCUCCACAGGCCCAAAGGCCUGGUGCUAUGGUGGCUUCUACACGACAUAUGAAAAUGAACAUCUCUAAUAACAAUAAAUAAACGUAAGGAACCUUUGUGAACAGACCACACAGGCUGGAGCCUAAUGUGGUAGAAGCAUACUGUAAUUUGUAUGCAGUUUCCCAUUCAGCUCUGAAGCACAAACUGCUGCUCUGAAGAGAAAUGCAUUAGGUAUUCUCCAAGCACAUGGAUAUGGAUGAGUUACUAUUACAGAUGGAUUUUGGGCUGUCACGAUGGAGAGCCGCAGGUUGCAGAUUACUGACUGUUAACCAUCAUGUUAAUGAGAGCUAAACAAAUAGUUGUUCCUAUCGCCUCCCUCCUGCUCUUGGUUGGUUGUAAAACUAAAAGUUUCUCGCACUUUACUGACAUCUCAGAAAUCAUGAGUUGCUGUGGCUGAGGGAGAUGUAGACAGGGAGGACUCAGCUCACAGUCAACACUCUGUGAGGAUGCGCUGAACCAGGGACUGUCCUAUGCUCAUUCACCAAACAUCUCAGCAUGGAGGGGCUCUCCUGGGCAGUAGCGAAACUUGUGACUCUAGCAGUAGCCUUCUUCUCCCCCACACUGGCAGUGGUGGAUACUGAUGACGUACUCACCAGAGAUGAACAGAUAUUCCUGUUGUCACAAGCAAUGCGUCGCUGUCAGACUGAGAUCAUAGCUCACAAGUCCAAACUGAAACAGCAGCCUUCAAAUGGAUCGAUUUGCCCUCCACAGUGGGAUGGGAUAGUAUGCUGGCCACAGGGAUCACUCCACCAGUUAGUAUCUGUUCCAUGUCCAGAAUACAUCUACGAUUUUAAUCACCAAGGAUUUGCUCAUCGGAGAUGUGGACCUUUGAGCAUGUGGCUUCAAGUGCCAGGGGCCAACAGGACCUGGGCCAAUUACAGUGAAUGUGUCACCUUUGUAAGCCCAAGUGAAAGUGUCCAGAAGAAGGAGGUUUUCAAACGGCUGUGGCUCAUUUACACUGUAGGAUACUCCAUUUCUUUGGCAACGCUCCUUAUUGCUCUCUGCAUCCUAUGUUACUUCAAGCGGCUACACUGUACACGAAAUUACAUCCAUAUUCACCUCUUCACAUCCUUCAUUUGCCGAGCUGGAAGCAUAUUUCUUAAAGAUGCUGUACUGUAUUCAAGAGAGGAUGAAGGAAUACCAGGCAAUGAAGCGGGAGAGAUUGCUACUUCAAGAGUAACAGAGUUCCAAUGGGCUGGAUGUAAAGUGGUGGUCACCUUGUUCCUUUAUUUCCUGGCCACUAAUCACUACUGGAUUCUGGUAGAAGGCCUUUAUCUGCACAGUCUCAUCUUCAUGGCAUAUCUGUCUGAUCGUAGCUACUUCUGGGCACUGACCAUCAUUGGUUGGGGACUUCCAGCAGUGUUUGUAUCUGUGUGGGCAAGUGUACGGGUUUCUCUAGCAGAUACACAGUGCUGGGACCUCAGUGCUGGCCAUAUGAAGUGGAUAUACCAGACACCAAUUCUGGCAGCCACACUGGUCAAUUUCAUCUUGUUUCUGAACAUCGUGAGAGUUCUGGCCUCUAAACUGUGGGAAACCAACACAGGAAAACUAGACCCCCGACAGCAAUAUGGGAAGCUCCUUAAGUCAACGUUAGUCCUGAUGCCCCUGUUUGGCGUGCAUUAUGUUGUCUUCAUGGCAAUUCCAUACACAGAGAUGACUGGGCUGCUGUGGCAAAUACAAAUGCAUUAUGAGAUGUUUUUCAACUCCUCUCAGGGAUUCUUUGUGGCGAUCAUUUACUGUUUCUGCAAUGGGGAGGUACAAGCAGAAGUGCGGAAGUUCUGGCUUCGACGGAGCUUAUCUCAUGAUCUGAAACAGAAAUCUCGUAUGACCAGUACCGGUGGUAGCUGUCACUAUGGAGGGGUUUUGUCCCAUACCACAAACAGCAUCUGUUUAAGUAUGGUAGCCAGGAGCAAGCAUGUGACAGCACCAGUGCAGUCUACUUCCUACCUCCCAGGAUACUUCUCAAGUAUCUCACCCUCAGAUAGCAACGUACUGCAAGGGGGAACUGAACAGACUUGUGGACUCUCAUCAAUACACACCCAAUAAUCUCAUUGUGGCUAUAACAAGUAAAAUACAUCUUUUCUUUAGCACUUAUAGUUUCAUCUCAAAGCUGAUCUUGUAGGAAGCAAGGAGAACUUAUCAAUCCUAUUAUGCUGGAUGAGGCUUCUGGCAUACCUCAAAUUCCAUCUUUAAGGUCUGCAUUUUAAUUUAAUAAUUCA
Messenger RNA from Bufo gargarizans (Asiatic toad), 4077 nucleotides. Its product is annotated as parathyroid hormone/parathyroid hormone-related peptide receptor-like. Lineage: Eukaryota; Metazoa; Chordata; Amphibia; Anura; Bufonidae. Bases 2354 to 3904 code for a protein of 516 amino acids. Gene Ontology annotation, cellular component: plasma membrane. The transcript is spliced from 18 exons. Gene Ontology annotation, biological process: cell surface receptor signaling pathway; adenylate cyclase-modulating G protein-coupled receptor signaling pathway. Gene Ontology annotation, molecular function: parathyroid hormone receptor activity; peptide hormone binding; G protein-coupled peptide receptor activity. The record is from RefSeq and is a predicted model, not a curated record.